AUGAAUAAACAUCUGAAUUCUUUCCCUCCAAUACACGCGCAUCCUUUAACCUAUGGAACUAAGAAAAAUUUCGCCCAUCAGCCAACUCUCUCCCUGCAAACUUUCACAGGUCUCUCCUCCUUCUCGGGUCACCGGCGAAACCACCGGCGAGGAACACACACUCACACACUCGCACCCUCCUCUGCUAUUUUUCCAAAAUUACCGGCGACAACAGCGAGGAAUAAUGAUCAUUGUUCUGGCAUCACCUCUCACUCUUCUUUCCCAAUUUACUCUACCCAUCUCACCAAAUCCUUGAUUCUUUGCUAUUUUUCUCAGAUAGAUGAGUCGUUUUUUGUGGGAAUUGAGGUCGACGUGAAGGUUUCUUCUAGGAAUAAUUUAUGUAUUGAGGUUAUCCUUCGCUGCUUGGCAGUUCAAGGCGAUGGAUUAGGGCCUCAUGAACUGAAUGAUGGUGGUAUCCUUGCCAGUGUAAUGUCAGCGGGCUUUAAAGGUGAACUUUCUCGAUUUCAAGCUGGUGUCACAAUGGAGAUUUCACGACUGGAUGCUUGGUAUUCUAAUGCUGAAGGCUCCGUGAAAGAUCAAGCUGCGUACAUUGUGCGUGGUCUCUGUCGCAGGUGUUGUCUUCCAGAACUGAUUUUACGCUGCAUCCAGGUUUUCACAACUCCAAGGGAGGGGCCCUUCACCAAAGAGGAGUUGGAUGAAGUUCGAGACAAGUGGGCUACUUACUUCAACGAUUGUGAAUUACCCUCAGUGUAAUAAUUAGAGCAGGCUUGUAGUUAUUCGUGACUCUUACAUUAUUUUGUAUUUAUCGAUUUAAUUAAUUACAUUUGAAUUAAUUCGGAAA
Messenger RNA from Spinacia oleracea (spinach), 841 nucleotides. Its product is annotated as nuclear pore complex protein NUP107-like. The record is from RefSeq and is a predicted model, not a curated record. NCBI's taxonomy places the organism in Eukaryota, Viridiplantae, Streptophyta, Magnoliopsida, Caryophyllales, Amaranthaceae. The transcript has 6 exons. Bases 1 to 753 code for a protein of 250 amino acids.